Molecule: messenger RNA, 739 nt
Organism: Lymnaea stagnalis (great pond snail)
Lineage: Eukaryota; Metazoa; Mollusca; Gastropoda; Lymnaeidae
Source: the annotation of a GenBank genome assembly
AGAAAAGCCUUCCACUCUUACGCCAGUCAAUGUUGUUGGGUCGCAUGACCAUAGAUGGGGUAAACCCUCCUCCUCCAGAGGUCGCCGGGCAAGCCCAGCCUGUCUCUGUCUCACAACCAAUGACCAGCUCAGUUGUAACGCAGCAAGUAAUUACAGCCAGUGGUACCCUAACACAGCGGCCUUUCAUGGGUCCUCGACCCAUCAAUGUACCUCUUCAAACGCAACAAGUAAGACAAUGCACUUUUGAAAUGGCAUUCUUUGAUUAGGCACCAUUGUCAAUUUACUUUCCAAUAUUGAGAUUUUAUUUUCAAAGUGUUAAACUAAAUGGCUUCAUACUUUAUUGAUAAUUUUUUUCAUAAUAGAAGUUUCAUGUUUCGUUGUAUCUAUAAAAAAAAUUUUAUGGACCCCUAGUGCCGGUUAUUUCUCUAACAGCUCCUAAAAACGUGAAAAUCACCAAAAUAUGGAAGUAAUUUGUGGACCAACAUCAGACUCAUAACUGAGUCUUUAGCUUUCCUACUAUACAAGUCAGGUCUGUUUAUCUAACCUUUUAAUUGUCUUGAUGACUUGGUUUUGUGUAGGUACGUCCUUCGUUGGGUCCGUCGAGCAGCAAAGUAGCGCCUGUUCGUCAAACAAUGGCCCAAGUUGCGAUAGCGCCAGGUGGAAACAAAGUAGUAGUACAGGCAUCACCUCAGAUUCGACAACCAGUGCAGCAACAGAUGCUCAAUCAAGUUCGGCCUAA